UUAGGUAUAAAUAUAAAAUAAAAUAUCUCAAAGUCUCUUGGAUUUCAAAUAUUAAUAUUGAAGUCACCGAAACGUACUUGUACUUAAGUAACUAGGUCUUGCACUAUUCUGAACUCUCACUGGAAUAACUUUGGUGCAAUGACGUGCAGUAAAGUUGCAUUAACCACCACUAUUAUACAUUCUUCAACAUUUUGUAUAGAGUCUUAACCGGCGAUUUACGUUAAUAUCGAAUAAUCACUUUCUCUACCAUGUCCCGUAAUUUUAAUAACUGGACUAAACCCCGAGGAAGUAGAGGCAGAGGCUGGGGUGCUUCUAACCAGCGUAGGGGAAUACCACCGGGAUUGCGAGGCAAACAGAUCGGACUAUAUUUCAGAGACCUUGGUCGGAAACAAAAGAAGGCUGAAAAACUUGUGAUCAAUUUAACCAUCCCUACCCAUAUCAUGACAGAGGUAGAAAACAACUUAUCAUUGAUAAAAAAAAUUGCUACUCGCAACAAUAUCGACUUGCCUAUAAUUGACGAUUUCAAAGUGAUAACAGAAAUUAUAGAUUUAACAGAAAGUGACUGUAAAAAAAUCAAGGUUGAAAAAGAACCAGUAAGGAUGCAAGAUAUAGCCCAAAAUACUAAAAAAAGUAAAAGUAUUGAGUCUAUAAAUUGUGAGCCUAAUACCUCUGACUUCAUUCCAAUUAGCACAGAAGAACCCGAGUGGGACACUUCAGCCCCAAAAUUUCUAAGCUUAAGGCAUACACGUGAUUACAAAUACGGGUAUGAAGAUAUCAUAACAGGAACAUUUGAUGAGAAACUUGAUGAAUGCCUCUCAAAAGGUGUCAGUAUUAAUCUAGCAAAUGAUGAAACCCACAAUCUAAGUACAGCUCUCUACAUAGAAUAUGAAGAUAGGAUACAGAGGACUCGGUACAAAGAGAUGUUGAAGUUUAGACAAAAGUUACCUGCUUAUGUUAUGUCUAAGGAGAUUUAUAAUUCUAUAAACAACAAUCAGGUGAUUGUUAUCAGCGGGGAAACUGGUUGUGGAAAAUCUACUCAGGUACCACAAAUAAUUUUAGAUGAAGCAAUAUGUGCCAAAAAGGGUGCAAAUGUGAAAAUUCUAGUCACCCAACCAAGGAGGAUAGCAGCCUCGUCAUUAGCUAUGAGAGUUGCCAAAGAGAGAGAUGAAAAUCUUGGGCAUUCAGUGGGUUAUGCUGUAAGACUGGAAAAAGUUGAAGAAAGAUUAAGAGGCAGUAUCCGGUAUUGUACUACAGGAAUACUCUUAGCAGAACUAGAAGUAAACCAAUCACUGUCUAACUACAGUCACAUAAUACUGGAUGAGGUGCAUGAAAGAGACAUACAUGUGGAUUUAUCUAUGUGUAUGUUGAAACAGGUACUAAAGAAACGCAAGGACCUGAAGCUGAUCCUUAUGAGUGCAACAAUAGAUGCUGACACUCUCUCUCAAUACUUUGAUGGCUGCCCUCUGUUGCAUAUAGAGGGCUUAGCGUACCCUGUACAAGAUAUUUAUCUAGAACAAAUCCUGGAAAUUACUAAAUACAGGCUACCCCCGGAAAAAGAAAAAGCCAAUGUUCCUAAAUGGAUGAAAUUUGCAAAAAGAAACACUUCAGACCCGAUGGAGAAAGACAUCAAGUAUAAGGCAGAAAUCAGUUCUUGGCUGGAAUCAAAAAAGCGCGAGAUGAGUUACGAAGUAUACAAAACACUUCAAGAUAGUAGAAUUGAAGCAUUGCCAUUAGAUUUAGUAGUGGAACUAUUGAAACAUAUUUGUGAAAAGGAACAGCAGGGUGCCAUACUUGUAUUUUUACCAGGAAUCGGGGAGAUCACGAAAUUAAUGUCUCUCAUGGAGGACCGAAAAUGUUUCCCGCCCUCCUGUUUCGAAAUAUACCCUUUACAUUCAAAACUGGCAACAUUAGAGCAACACAAGAUUUUCGAAAGGCCGCCGGGUCAUAUAAGAAAGAUUAUAAUAGCGACAAAUAUAGCUGAAACUUCCAUCACGAUAGACGAUGUCGUGUAUGUGGUGGAUUGUGGGAAAAUUAAAAUAAGCGGUUUGAAUGUCGAGACAAAUGUAUCGACGCUUAGCACGGAGUGGGUGUCGCAGGCUAAUUUACGACAAAGGCGAGGCCGUGCCGGUAGAUGUCAACCAGGUAUAUGCUACCACCUCCUAACAUCGUACCGAGCAGGAAUGAUCCCAGAGCGGUUGCUACCAGAGUUGCAACGGAGCAAUCUUCUAGAACCAGUGCUUAUGAUAAAGAGACUUCGGCUCGGCAUAGCGGCAGAUGCCUUGAAAAUGGUGCCGUCCCCACCCGCGCAAACUACUAUUAAUUGGGCAGUGCUACACCUGCGAAGGUGUGGCGCGUUAGACAACAAGGAAACUUUAACCCCCUUGGGGUGGCAUUUGGCGAGGCUACCGGUACACCCGGCGGCCGGGAAACUGUUGCUCUUGGGGGCGCUUUUCGGUUGCUUAGAUCGUGCUGCUAGCGUCGCGGCUGUAUGGGGCUUCAAGGACCCCUUCCAACUUGUUAUCGGUAAAGAACAAGAAGUGGACCGAGCGAAACGUAAUUUCGCUUUAGGAGAACCAAGCGACCACAUAGCAAUAUCUGAAGCUAUUAUGAAAUGGGAAGAGUGUGGGGAGCGACAACGACGCUCUUUCGCAUACGAAAACUUCCUUUCAAAUAGUACUCUGCAAUUACUGGCUGAGAUGAAAAUUCAGUUGGGCGAUAAUCUGAUGCAAAUGGGAUUUUUGCCGUCCGGAAAUGUCAAGUCCUCAUAUGAGAAUCGGAACUCUAGUAACUUGAGUUUAUUCAAAGCUAUUGUUGCUGCGUCCCUGUACCCGAAUAUUGCUAAUGUCAAAUGGUCCUGCUUGAACCAGGGUCGAAAACCUCCCAGAUUCGUAGCACGCAGCCCUGAAGAUGGUAGACUGAACGUGCAUCCGAGCAGUGUAAUGUGCGGGCCUAGAUUCGUAAAAGGGGGCGGUAUAAGGCUGUGCGACAACCCUGGAGCCAACUGGUUGGUCUACUGGUUGAAGCAACGGUCCAGCGAUUUGUUUAUCUUUGACGUCACGUUUAUUUACACCCUGCCUUUGUUGUUCUUCGGCGAGUUUAUUAUCACAGAUGAUGCUGAAGAUCCAGAAAGCUGUUUAAUGUCAAUUUUAAAUGUCAAAGUCCGUUGCAGUCUUCUGCACGCAAGCAAAUUGUUUGAAUUCAGAUGUCUAUUGGACAAAGUUCUUGCGACAAAGAUUACAGACACAUACAAUCAUUCGACACAACACAAUGAGUUUGAGGAACAAGUGCUGAACACUGUCAUUCAACUCAUAACUGCAGAAGAUGAAAAGGCUGAGUAUUUAGUUGACUUUCAAGACUCUGAUAGUUCAGAAAGUGAAUCGGAUAGACAUUAUUAGAAACAUUGUUAUUUAAUGGCUGCUGAUUAACCAAAGA
Maniola jurtina (meadow brown) is the source of this 3432-nucleotide messenger RNA. RefSeq names its product ATP-dependent DNA/RNA helicase DHX36-like (gene Rhau). Gene Ontology annotation, cellular component: intracellular anatomical structure; nucleus; cytoplasm. The coding region runs from base 249 to 3395 and encodes 1048 amino acids. NCBI's taxonomy places the organism in Eukaryota, Metazoa, Arthropoda, Insecta, Lepidoptera, Nymphalidae. The record is from RefSeq and is a predicted model, not a curated record. Gene Ontology annotation, molecular function: ATP binding; G-quadruplex RNA binding; DNA helicase activity. The transcript has 12 exons.